AAAAGGGAGAAUUUGGUCGAAAAUUUCCAGAAUGGCUUCCCAGCUGCAGCUCGAAGAAAUGGAGGGGGCGUUCUUGAAGGCCUCUACAAAGUUGUUAUGCGCCGCACUCCUGUUUACGUCACCUUCGUCAUCGUCGGAGCUUUCGUCGGUGAACGGGUGGUGGACUAUGGGGUUCAUAAGCUCUGGGAGCAUAAUAACAUUGGGAAGCGUUACGAAGAUAUUCCAGUUUUGGGUCAGAGGCAGAGUGAAUGAAUCAGCUUUUGUACUUGAUAGUUUUGGUCGUCCAUCAUCAUUUCAGGUCAAAAUCAGACUUCUUGCAAUGAUCCAUUAAUAAUUAGUUCCUUAAUUGGACUAUGCAGAUUGGAGACUUGAGGUUUCUUUGAACUGUUAGAAUACCUUUUAUCUGUCAAGAUAUAUUUUUCCCUUGUGUGGAAGUUCAUCUGAUAACCCGAUGUGCUUUUGAACAUUGAUUUUCACGAGAAGUAGAAGUUUAUUUGAUUA
Molecule: messenger RNA, 501 nt
Organism: Coffea arabica (coffee)
Lineage: Eukaryota; Viridiplantae; Streptophyta; Magnoliopsida; Gentianales; Rubiaceae
Source: RefSeq, a predicted model, not a curated record